Molecule: messenger RNA, 138 nt
Organism: Paraglomus occultum
Lineage: Eukaryota; Fungi; Glomeromycota; Glomeromycetes; Paraglomerales; Paraglomeraceae
Source: the annotation of a GenBank genome assembly
AUGCAUUCCCUCUUUAAGCACUUACCAUCUCUUCCUGUCUGUUUCAACAAGGGGUGGGGCGUACAUCGAUCUAAGAUUGACCUCUCUUUGCAGCAACUUACGCAGGAUAGAUAUUCAGUAACACAAAUGUUGUACUAG